Seminavis robusta is the source of this 930-nucleotide messenger RNA. NCBI's taxonomy places the organism in Eukaryota, Bacillariophyta, Bacillariophyceae, Naviculales, Naviculaceae. The record is from the annotation of a GenBank genome assembly.
GGACGGAUCUUUUCAGAUCUUCCUUGGGGCUCACCAGAUGCUGCCAUCACACAAAGACAAUGGGGUCCAGCUAGCUAGCUAGAGUACUGGGGAAGGGAAGGUGAAUGCAUUGAAGGGAAACCGGCAUUCAAUGGCCAAGUCGCUCUCUGUUGGAUUACAAACCCCCACUUACUUGAGUGUAACGGCGCUACACCAAUAUGAAUCUCCUCCGUUCCUUCCUUUUCCUUCAAGCUACCUUACAGGUGGUAGCUUCAUCCAAAGAGGGAGAAGACAAUGCCCAGACGACACGUAAUCUCCGGAAGCUCUGGUUCGCUGGAGCAGCAAAUGACCAGCAAAACAGCAACACGGACGGGCACCUUGGAAGCUUUGAUGAGCUGCAUGGUAUGGACUUGCUGACGGAAAGCACUGGUGGUAUCCAAGGUGGCGAUUCGGGAGGCGGCGAUUCGGGACUUCCAUCUCUGGAAAUCGCGCAAAUUUUGAUCGAGCUUGACAAAUUGCUUACCACUGCAGAGGACGCUGAAACUUUGGAAGAUGCCCAAGCGGCCCAUAGUGAUAUGCGUUUCAAAGUAGAGGAGUUGAUGAUCCUGUUCCCUCCCCCGCAAGAAGAGGGCGGUGAACUAGGUCCACUCAUUCCUCUACCAGGAAGUGACGGCAGCGGCCUGCCCCCAGAGGAAAGUGGCGACGACGCUAGUGAUGACGGCGAUAGUGAUGACAGCAGCGACGAUAGUGAUGACACCAGUGAGGAUUGAAGCGAGGAUUAAGCCAAGAGAAUGCAGGUAUUCCAAAAUCACUUCCCUGCGGUAUGUACCUAUCCAGAAUGACGACGGUCGGUGGUGGGUGAAGCAAAAGUGUCUCACACAAAAGAAUGACAGUCCCUUCAGGCUUAGCCAGUGGCAGUACGGUAGCAAAUAGCAAUGAAUUACCCCUUUC